Messenger RNA from Pseudogymnoascus verrucosus, 1053 nucleotides. RefSeq lists its product as uncharacterized. The record is from RefSeq and is a predicted model, not a curated record. Bases 204 to 497 code for a protein of 97 amino acids. The transcript has 2 exons. Lineage: Eukaryota; Fungi; Ascomycota; Leotiomycetes; Thelebolales; Thelebolaceae.
AUUCGGUGUGGUAUGAGCGGCUCCUUGCCUUGACCACCGAACCUGGACUAGCACUAGCCGCCGAUCCAAGACCAGAUUCCCGAACAAAUCUAUCCCGUGACUUUCACGUUAAUCGCAGCAUGACAAGAGCAUCUGCAUGGUGCGCUUGUUUUGUGAAAGGUUAGGCGACUUCUUGCAUUCACUUUAUUUUCCAGAUUAUCGCGAUGGCGAAUAAUGGGGUUGAUGGCAUCAAUGAGUCCGUAAUUGCAAACCAAGGACAGCCUGGACCAACUUCGCAGCAAGAGUGGGAUGGUGAACAUCUUCAGGAGGCGGAAAAGACCCUGAAGGAGAUGUAUAUUCAGCUCCGCCAACUCCGCUCAACGAUCCCAAAUCUCGUCGCAUCCCUAGCCACCAAGCAAGCGUCUCGUGAGUCCCCCAAUCCAAACCGUGCGUCAGGUGGACUAACACCACGAAAACAGCUGAAAUCCUCUUCCAACAGCUCAGUCAAGCUGCGUUGACGGCCAACUCCGAGGUAAAGCAGUUCCGGGAAAUCAUGGAGAACCCGCAGAGCCGCCAACUCUUUGAACAUACGAGCCAGAGCAGGGCAAAGAACCCAACUGGCAUAACGCCGUGGAGGAUUACGGAUGAUCCGGAUUGGUUGAAGAGGGAUUCAUGAGGUGGAAGUGAUUUUAUUGGUGGUUGAAGCGGGUUUCGUUGCGUGGGAAUGACUACCUUGGAGUUGCAUACGGUGCGUCUUUUGGGGUUAUUUACGGUAUAGAAGUGGACAAUGCCACAUUAUGUGUUUAUAUAACGGAACGGGUUCUGGCAUAAAGGAAGGAUGGUACUGGCGUUGGAAUGGAAGAUUACUGGAUUGCUAUUGUCUUGCCGGGAACCUGGGGAGAGUUUAUGGCUGCGACUGGGUAUAACCGUAUACUUGACCAAGUGUUGGAAUCCUUUCGGGUUGAGAUAUUUUCAGGAGACUGUUUUGGAAUUCGAACGGGGAGCAUGGGGAAAUAAAUGGGCAGCCAAUGUCAAAAUAUACACGCUAUGCACACACUGCCAUCAUUGAAGGAC